AUUGGGUCGGUGCAUGCAAUAGACAACGAUGCGGAUCCAAAGAAUUCUCGAAUCCAGUACAGCAUCAGUGGGUUGGACGUUCUUCAACCUCCACACCCCAGUAGUGGCAACAGUGACGGAGUUGGUGCCAGUAGUCUAUUUGCAAUCACUUCAAAUGGAGAAAUUUACACUCGGAAUUUUCCAAUCGACCGUGAAAAGACUCCUAUACUAAGCUUCACCGUUGUUGCCUUUGACAACGGACAGCCGCCACUUUCAGCAUUUGCAAAUGUGGUGAUCCGCGUUCAGGAUGUCAACGAUCACGCGCCAGUGUGGGUCUUUCCCCAGUCCUCUAACAAUCCUAUCGUUAGGGUUAACAUAUCAAGUUACGCAACGGUUGGACGAGAAGUGGCUCAGCUGAAGGCUAUGGACGCUGAUAGUGGACCUAAUGGUGAAGUUGAAUAUGAGAUUAUUAAAGGAAACGAACAGGAAUAUUUUGCUCUUGAUAAAACUUCCGGAAUGCUUUAUCUAGCGAAACCAUUCGGCAUUGAAACAAAACUUGCUUCCAAAGAAAACAAUGAAGCAGCACAAAUGUUUAACCAAAAUACCCUAUUGUACAAGAAAUCAGCAGGCAAACCUGUCUUCCCUUUCACAGAAACUCCAGUGCACAGAAAGAUUCCGAUGAUGCAUCUGGAUGGUGACGUCUAUGACCGUUUUUCUCCAGCUGUUUUACUCUCUUCCUCAUCCCAUCCUAGCAGUCGUAAGGGCCCUUCGGUCGGUACUUCAAGUGAUGUUGUUCCCAUCGGCUACAUGGUAACAUCCAAUCCAGCACUAUUUGAGCCAAAAUUAGCUACUUACGAGUCGAUUCAUCUGCCGUCACAGGUACCUAACGACGCUCCUGUUAGCUCAACAGAAAACGAAAAAAAGGCCUACAACAGUCUUAAUUGCCGUCUCCCUAAAGAAAUCAAAGCGACCAUCGAAAAAAAAUACAUGUCGCUCAAGCCUGAAUUCUUCACUCAGGAUGUAUAUAGAAAACUGAACGUGGGUGAAGUUCGUGACGAAAUAGUCUUGAUAAAUAGGGUGCAGUGUGACCGGGAAUUGGCGAAUGGGCUUACCGGAUUAUCCCAAAAGAGGGCAUCAGUGAUUCAAGGUAGAACUGAAAAAGGACAAAUCAGCUCAAGAGUGUGUGAAGCAACGCCAAAGAAACACUGCAGAUUCGAAUUGAAAAGUAAGGCAGAAGAGACUGAGUUGCUCUCUAAAUCAAAGGUACUGUGUGGAAUACAGAAGCAGGAUGGUAAGUUUUAA
Mesocestoides corti is the source of this 1281-nucleotide messenger RNA. Lineage: Eukaryota; Metazoa; Platyhelminthes; Cestoda; Cyclophyllidea; Mesocestoididae. The record is from the annotation of a GenBank genome assembly.